AUGUUCCCUCAAACGCAAUCAUCGGCCAUGUCGCCGUACCCUAGUCAUGAUCUCUCUGAGUUUCCUAAAACUCUCAAAGGAAAGCGCAUACUCCUUUGUACAGAGUCCUUUGGCCCUGUCAACGGCGUUAGCCGUACGACUUUGAUGCUUGUCAACCAUUUGCGAGCGAACGGAGCUCAGGUUGCGGUGGUCGCGCCACACAAUCAUACAGAACACAACACCUUCACUCCGCCUCCGUCGCCCACCUUGUCUGCUGCAGAUAAACAACCUGAAGUCAGAGUGACUGGAUAUCCUCUUCCAUUCAACCCAGAGCUGUCUAUUGUGUACCCGGUGCGCAACUCAACACUAUUCUCGAAAACAUUUGGCGACGACUCUCCUCCCGAUCUGAUCUAUCUGGCGUCGCCUGCAAGCCUCGGUUUCCAAGUAAUGCUCCAGCUACGACAGCAGCCCAGAGAGAAACAGAUACCGGUAAUUUGCAAUUUCCAAACUGAUCUGGCCGGUUAUUGCUCGAUUCUCUUUCCCGCGCCUCUAAGCCAUGUCGCCGUGUUUGCGUUUGCGGCUGUUCAGAGCUACUUGUUCAGUCACUCCUCGAUCAAAACCAUAUUCUAUCCUUCCAGUUUCGUGAAACGAUACUUGGUUGGCCAGAACGUUCCAGAGAACAAACUCGAACUCCUGACACGAGGUGUUAAUACCGAACUUUUCAACCCAAGAAUGAGGAGCGAGGCACUGCGAAAGAAACUGGCUCCGAACGGCGAGGUUAUUUUCGUGACAGUUUCCCGCAUCGCUGGUGAGAAAGGCUUCGAUUUUCUUGCCAAGGCAGCAAAGGAGCUUGAUGCUCGAGGGCUUGACUUCAAGCUGUAUAUCGUGGGUGGCAAUCGCAACCCUGACGUGGAGAAGGAAGUGCAAGAACUGUUCGAUCCUUUGAGGGAGAAGGGCAAGGUUGUCUUCGCAGGGUUCCAGGUUGGAGAGGACUUGGCUGCCGCGUAUGCAAGUGGUGAUAUUUUUCUCCAUUGUUCCAUCACAGAAACAUUUGGUCUCGUUGUUUUGGAAUCCAUGGCUAGUGGUGUUCCAGUCGUAGCCCGCGACGAAGGUGGUCCGUCUGAUAUCGUUCAGCAAGGGGACAACGGAUUUCUUGUUCCACCGAAUGAUCUUGACGGAUUCGUGGCCAAGGCAAUGAAACUCGGACGGGAUCAUAACCUCCGGGCGCAGAUGGGUCACUCUGCCAGGGCUUACGCAUGCGAGGCGACAUGGGAGAAGAUUAACAACAAGGUAGCAUGGCGCAUGGCGGACACUAUCUUGGAGCGGAAGCGCGAGCGACGAAGUCCUCCAAGUCGCACGCCCUCAUAUUUGAGAACAUCGACAGAGCCGCUCAUCCCAAUUUAUGGCUGGCUUAUGAUGAACGAUGCUAUACGCGAGACAGUCACACGUGGUAUCGUUGAUGCACGGUUGAUGGGUGGGUUGGGCGUCAUUCUCUCCUUCUGGAUGGUGACAGGAUGGUACAUGGCAUUCACAGAAUGCUUCCUCUGGGCCAAGGGGCGAUGGAGGAGUGCGGAAAGGAGGUUGUCAGUCUCAUAG
Fusarium pseudograminearum CS3096 is the source of this 1575-nucleotide messenger RNA. RefSeq lists its product as uncharacterized. Lineage: Eukaryota; Fungi; Ascomycota; Sordariomycetes; Hypocreales; Nectriaceae. Gene Ontology annotation, molecular function: glycosyltransferase activity. The record is from RefSeq and is a predicted model, not a curated record. The transcript has a single exon. The coding region runs from base 1 to 1575 and encodes 524 amino acids.